UUGUCCAUCUCUAAAAGUGUUUUUCAACUGGUGGCCCGUAGGUGUUGUGUUUAUAAUUUAUUUAAUAAAUGGCGGACCAAUUAAACAUUGAGGGCCGUCCCCAAAGGGCAAAAGCAUAUGGGAAAGACAACGAGGAAACUACUGAGGACAAUGUUUAUGUCAGCAGCAAAGCCGCAGAAGAACUGGUGCUUCCAGAAGCUCUGGAAGAAUUGCUGGCUCUGAAGGAACAGCGGAUGGCCGGGAUGAAGAGCACAGGUUGGACAAAGCCUGAGGAACUGGACAAAUCCCUUGACUUGGACAUCUAUGAUGAUUUAAAUGAGGUGGCGAUCAAAGAGGGAACCAAACACGACGAAAUGGAUAAAUCUUUGGAUUUGGACAUCUACGACGACUUGGACGACUUCCAGAAGGCGGAGGAUCGCAAAACCAAGGAGCUGCUGGCUUGGGAGGUCAAACACGCAAAAGCAUUGAUUGAAAUCGAGUCACUAAAGGCUGAAAACAAAGCGCUCGGGAAGAAGAUAAAGGCCAUGGAGGUGAACCUGCAGAAUCUGCUGGAUACGGCCAAGUCGGAGGUGAAAAGAAAGGAGUCUCUGAUUGCACAGCUGCGAAAGGAAAAAGACGACAUUUGCUUCAGGCGAAAGCGAGGGCGUGAGGUCGAAGAGCCAGGCGAAAGAUGCCCCGAAAGUAAGCGCUCCAAGGAGUCUCAGCCCAAAACAGUUGCCAAGAAGGAUCUGGAAACCGAUAGAAACCCCUUUAAGACGGCUUCCAAAGAAGGGACCAAGAAGUCUGGCACAAAAGAGGAUGUCAAGAAGUUGGUCGUAAAAGAUGAUUUAAAGAAAACGAGCACAAGAGAAGAUCCGAAGAAGUCACACAGACGAAGCAAAUCUCCCAAGCUGGUACAAUCCAAGACCAACGAACGGAGAUCAAGCACGCACACUCGACGUGAAGAGGAUCGCCAGAGAUCCAGAGAUCGGCGCCACAGCCGCAGCCGGAGUCCAAGACAUAGCACCAGACGGGAUCACCACAGGAGUCGUGAUAGCAGUGCCCGGCAUCACAGACGACGUAGCCGUUCCCAGUCGCCCAGAAUCCAGUUGGCAGUAGAAAAGCACCAUACCAUGACGACCCUAUUCGGCGAUGAAACGAAUGACCAGCCGAGCGAGAGCCCGCCACUUGAGUUGGCCAAAAUGGCCACUGAAUUGCAACCUUCGAGGAAAGUGCUUACCAAGCAAAUUGAUCAUGCUUCAGAUCUUUAUGUGAUCUCCAGUAGGGAACAACCAAAAGAUGUUACUGCUGGUCUCUUCGCUGAAGUCUGCACACUGCAACAAGAGUUAAUUCCGGGUUUGGACAUAAUUUCUCAGCCAGAAACCGUAGAUUUGGUCCACAACAAAGUCGAGCUGAACGAAGAAGAGACAAAGUCUCUCCAAAAAAAGAUUAAUGUUUUACCGACUCGUUCAAAAGGCUCCGCCCAUGGUAAAUUAAAGGAAACAAAGCUUCUGGGCUUAAAUUUAGAUGUGCCGAAAGAUAAUGGAGACAGUGAACUCCUUCCAGCAAAUCAUUCCAAACCUGAAGUUCACCAGCUGGACUUACUUAAAAGCGGAAAGCAUUCAAACGAACCGCAAGUUGAAAUGGACAUCAAAAUAAAUAAUUCGCAUGAACCUGUUGAAGUUCAAACAGAUAUAAUCGAGGAUAAAAUAGAUAAUGCAGUACAAACAAAUACUGCCAGCGUACAUACUGAAAAGUGUUCUCAGUUGAAUGAGAAAGCUUCAGAAGAUUGCGUUACACCUCCCGAUGUCGGAAUAAGGAUCAUCGAGGAUAUUAGACUGCCUAAGAUAGCGGACAUCGAAAAUAUUGCUGUUAAAGUCGACAAGCCUUGCACGGACCCAACAGUAAUCCCGAACUCCGAGUCAAAUGAGCAGAACCCAGGUGUGGAUGAUCACAACCUUCGUUUAGGCGAGUUGAAGGAACCUUCCAGCUCUACCGACGAUACUCCCACAAAGUCCGCCACUGUCCUAUACGCUAAGCCAGACUCAACGAAAGUAGACCAUAAUGAUGAAAACGACGAGGUUAUCCUGGAAGCUGCUAUGAAUAUGCUGACGAGCGAGCAAGAUUCGCCCAGGGUCGCCGAUCCCACCUAUCCAAAUCUGAGUAUCGAAGAAGACGCCAUUGAGAUGGCAUUGGAGCAGUUGCAUCAGCAGUCACCAGACGAAACCGUAGUGACCUCGACAUCGAAUAGAGCUUUGCAGACGCCCAAACAGAAUCUUGUUUCGAUGCUCACCCAGUCCCCCACUCAGGGCAGCCCGUUAAAGUCAAAGACGAAAUUGAAGCUAUCACCGAAGGGCACACCGGAAAAGCCAUCCGUUGAGAAAACCCCGCUAAAAAAGAGAAAAAUCAACAUGGAUAGUUCAACGGAGGCACCUCUUGUACCCACACUUAAUUUGACGACGGCUGACGAGGACGUCAGCAUGAACGAGACGAUGGGAUCUAGCUUGGGUGACGAUACCUCAACAGUGAUCAAGCGCUGUUCUCUGGGCAACACCGACUACCAGUACGAGGAAAUAAAAGGCGAGAUCAUAUUGCGAGUCAAGCGUCGCUGUCGACGGCGACGACCAGCACUCGCUGACAAUACAGACAGAUAAUGUGCCCGACAAACCGACUUAAAUAAAUAUAUACA
Drosophila elegans is the source of this 2668-nucleotide messenger RNA. RefSeq lists its product as uncharacterized. The transcript has 5 exons. Lineage: Eukaryota; Metazoa; Arthropoda; Insecta; Diptera; Drosophilidae. Bases 69 to 2633 code for a protein of 854 amino acids. The record is from RefSeq and is a predicted model, not a curated record.